Molecule: messenger RNA, 2307 nt
Organism: Naegleria lovaniensis
Lineage: Eukaryota; Heterolobosea; Eutetramitea; Acrasida; Naegleriidae
Exons: 1
Coding region: 1-2307 (768 amino acids)
Molecular function (GO): protein binding
Source: RefSeq, a predicted model, not a curated record
AUGAAACUGCUGGGAGGAAUUCUCUCCAAGUCUUCGUCGUCAUCCACUGCCUCAUCAACUACCAACAGUGCCUCAAAUCCCUCUUCCUCCUCCUCGUCCUCAAAUAAUCUAACCCUUAGUAGCAAUAGUUUUACUUCUUCAGGUACCCUCAAUCAAUCGGUUUCCUCUCUCGGAACGAAUAGUUCCAUCUCAACCACAGCCAUACAACGAAGUAGAAAGGAACAGUUGUUGUUGGCAUCGGGAGAGUUUUGUAAUCAUUCUUCAUCAUCAUCAUCAUCAGUACCAACUUCAGUAUUCUCCUCAACAACAUUAUCAUCCUCGGGCUCCUACAAUUUAUCAUCAUCCACUGAGACUUCUCAAAGCAGUUCAAAAAAGAAGGCAUCUAAGAAAGCAAAACAGCAACAGAAAUCACUUCAACAACACACUCCCCAACCACAGAUACAAGCCAAUACCACAACUGCCGCGCUUAAUUUAUCCUCCUCUCAGAACAACAAUAACUUUUCGUCACCAAUUCCAACUCAAUCCAGCUCGUUCACUCCCAAAAAGCAAACUAACAACAAGGAUUGUUAUCAGCAACAGCAAUCAUUAACGUCGCCUCUAGUAUCCACGAGUAUCAGUACCAGCAACACGAACAGAGAUUUGGCCCAACAAAACAGUGAGGAUUUUCUUAAUAGCUUAUCUUUUGCAUUUCCUCAAAUUGAAUACGAAGAAGUCAUGAAAAAGAUUCAACAACAACAACAACAACAGCAGCAAAUGCAACGAAAUGUCACCACUAAAACAGAGAGUGCUGAAGACAACAACAUUACGGCAGAGAAUAUUGACGCCACAUCAGAUGGCUAUGAUUUUGAAUAUGUAAAUAGGGAAGAGGAGGAAAAGUGUAACAAGAAGAAUGCAAAGUCAUCCUCAAAAUGUUCAUCAUCGAAAUCUAACACUGCUGCUAUCACAAAACAUGCUGUGCCCUCAAAAUCCUCCGCAGUCAAUGAGAAGAAUUUGAAAACACCUCUCAAACAAAAAGUAGCAGACCACUCGAAUAGUCAAUCUAGCAAAUCGAAAAACAAACAAUCGAGUAGUGACACCGUUGAAGCUCCUUCUUCAUCUGAACCUCCAGGCUCAGUAACUCCAUCUAAGAGUAGAAUUUCCUUAAAACCUUCAACUUCAUCGAGACAACUGGCUAAGAAAAACAAAUCUCUUUUGAGAAACUCUGUUUCCAAGUCAUUGAGCAAUUUUGGUCCAAAAACAAGCAACAAUGCGUCUGAUCAGGUCAUUUCUGUCGUUAUGGAUUCUUCUCCAACCUACACUCAAGAUGAUGACAGUGAUGACGACAAUGGUCCCACCUCCAAUCAAACGACAAAACAAGAUGCCAAUAUCACUGCUAUGAACUGCCAUCAUGAUGACGACAGCGAUGAAGAAAUGGAGAAUAGUGAAGACAUUUCAACGCCCACAACACCCAACAAGAAGAGAAAGGCCAACGCAAGUUUUAGUGACUCUCCAGCAUCCUCAAAGAAAAAGAAGGAUUCUCUUAUGAUGGAUAGUGUUAUUAAGAAGGUCAUGGAAUUUUCCAUUCCUAACACGCCACAGCUUGAGGAAGAAAGCCCUGCACAAAGUACUGCACUCACCAUAUCGCCAUCUCUUUCGUACAACUCGGACUCGACAUGUGGCGAGCAAGUUGGAUUGGAUAUUUGCUCGACUUCACCUCUUGACACGCUGACGUAUGAGGGAAAUUUGUUUAGUACCGUCUCUGGAGCAUCCUCUUGCAAAGGUAUAGAUAUUAAGGAAGUGAACCAAAGAAUUAGUUCCCUAAUUACUGUCAUUGAAAAGAGAAAUGAACAAAUUGCUCAACGUGAUGCGCUCAUUCUACAGCUUUCUAAAGAAAAUAAGGACCUCAAGAAAUUCAAGAACAUGAUCGAAAAGUUGGAGGAUGUUGGUGUGGUGUUUUAUAUGAAAGCCUCAGAAUUGUGCUGCAAUGGAUUAAUGGCACGAGAUGACAAAUCCAAAGAUUCCAUGGAAGUGGUUGCUUCUUCUGUACAGCAAGGAAUGAGAUAUAUGAGAGCUUCGGCCGAGUUUGGAAAUGUGGACGCCAUGUUUGAGUAUGCAGAGUUAUUGUUAAGAUAUUCGAAAAACAGAAAGAACGAAGCUAAAGAAUAUCUCAAGAGAGCCAGUGAACUCGGUCACAAGAAAGCUGGAGUAUUUUUGAAGAGUUUAGAAAACAAGGAGGAGAAAGUUCGAUACGAAAAGUCUGUAGAGCACGAUCAUUUGUUUCUCUAUGGCAACGAUCCCAAGAAUAACCAUUCGAAAAAGAGGAGGUAG